AUAUACCCCUGUGUACUUCCUAGACAAUUCAAUGUACUGUCACACUGCCUGAGAAACCCAAAGUGCAGACUGGAAGUCAAAAGUGUCUAGACCCUACUGGCAAAAUGUGCCAGGACAAAAAGAAAUUCAUUUAUUUUGGAAAGCAAGCAGCUCUCCCCAGUGUUCCUGGUGCAGAUAAGAGGCUCCCCAGGGGAGGUAAAUGCCAGCACCUGCUUUCUUUUGUGGCACUUCCUGUGUGGGGGCAAUCCGCUCCCAGGAGCCCUGCACCAAAAUGUGGAUGCUGCCUCCAGUGUUGAAUAUAUCCACCAGGGACUGCUCUAGCACAGAAGUUCUCUCCAAAGAGCUGUUGCUGCUUUGUACCUCCCUGGGGCAGCAUCUCCUGCACCACCACUGAUGGGGUGAGGUGCUUUCUUUAGCAAAGACAUCCUCAUCCUCUUUAUGGAUUUUGGAUAAUGUAUUUGGAUACCAGCUCCAAAACUGUGUAUGUGCAGGGAUCUCUUUCAGAGAAACCUUUCCAGAACAGAAAGCUCUUAGUGGUUUCUACCUCCCUAGGGAACCCUGUCAUCCUUUUCUUCCAGGUGGCCAGCACCUGACAAGGACAAGGAAGAAUAAAUGACUGCUUUAUUUAAAUGAUAAUGAUUAGAUGAACAUGUAAACAGAUAAAAAUGCAAAAUGGCAAAACGACAAUCUGAUCAGAAUUAUUUACUACACAGUAAAGCUGCUAAUACAGUGCUCUGUAUAUGGCACCAAUAAUAUAGCUAGCUUAGUAACUAUCAAAUAGAGAUUGGUGUUACUCACCCAUGACCGUGGGCAAGCCUCUCAUUCAGCCUCCAGAGGUGUCCCUGAUGGAUGUUCCCCCCAAGGGAACGAUCUUCAUGCAUCCAAAGGAGAUGUGCUGGGAAAACUGGGACUGAUCUUUUGUAGUAUGAAGAGGUUGAUUGUCCUGCAACUCUUCGAUUCUGUGUUGCCCUCAGCAGAACAGGUUUGAGGCAGAAGUUACCAGCGCUUUGGUUUCUGCUCAAAAUUUUGGUUUCUCACUUCCCUAGCAGCCUCUCACAUCCCUGUUGAUGCCCACCUCAGUCAGGAGAGCACCCUCCUGAGGGGCCUGAUUUAAGAGAGUUUGGUCAAGCUGGUCUCAGCAUUCUUCACCACUGAACCCAGUGUUCUGCUAAACCCCCUGCUUUUUAACCUGUCACCAAAAAAGUGUAAAUAAGACAAGGGGCUCUUUAAAGCUGUCCCAGCCCUUCCAAAUGGAGCAGCACCAGUGCCCCUGCCCCUCCCCUUGCAGUUGCUUGUUCCCCACACCAGUGGCAUGGUUCCAGGAACAGGAGAGCUUCGUCCCUGUCCUUAUAGGGAUAGUGAGACCCCUCUGGAGCUGUGUCUGUGUCCCCAGCUCCAGUGCCUGCAUUCCCACUGCUUCCAGCUCUCACUCUUUGCUGACUGGUUUCUAGGUCUCCCUCAUACCCGAGUUUUCAUCCUUUGUGUGUAGUUGUGUCACUUUAGGGGAAAUGGAAUCUCACUAGAGAAGUGGGAAAUCAGGUGGAUGCAGCAGAAACUCUCCCACCUUUGAGGAAGCCGUGAAGGUCAGCAUGGACUCUGCAUUUAAGUGAGAAAAGGCCCCCAGAAAAAAAAAAGGCAGCAUUAUCUACUUACAUGUUUUUGCUUCAAUAGACUGGAAAUAAGAGAGUUCAAGGUCUGGGUAAGAGGCAUCCAUCCCAUCCCUUCACUGCUCCACCAGCUCUGUGGUUCUGUGCCUGCUCUGCCAUGUAACCCCGCCCCUCACUUAAUCUGCUUAUUAAAAGCAUUUACCCAAUUUUUCUGAUGUUGCAGCCUCCUCCACUCAUCUGCCUCACUCCUUUCUCCAAGGGACACUUUCCACAGUCUUCCUUUCUCAAAGAAGGUCCUUUCUUUGCACUUUUUGGCCUCAGCUUCUGGAGUCCUGUAGUUUUAGCUGUGUGCCCAAGGAGUAAAUAUUCCAUAGGAAGAGGAAGGGGAGUGACUUGCUCCCGUGGACUACAGACAAAAAGGAAAAAAGUGAAACUGCUUGAGAAGUCUCAUCAUUUUGGGUCAUUUGUGUUCCCUUGGCAUUUCCAAUCUCCUGAGAUGAUGGAGGUGAUUGCCCUCACACCUGGCUGUGUGGGCCCUGUGUCCCAUCCUGGCCUACCUUGGCCACCAGCCACCCCGGUGUCCUCUGCCGUGGCCACCUCAGAAAAGGGGAUGCCAGGCUGUCCAGGUGGAUGGGCACAGGUGUCCCCUGCUGCCCUCAGCUGUCACCCCGGUGCCACCCUGCCCUGCUCUGCCCAGGGACCUGCCCGGCACGCUGAGGGGACAGGCGGGCUCUGCUGCCAACGCCCCGGGGCUGCCCCUGCAUCUCCGAACCCCUCCCAUGUGACUGCAGGUCACAGGGCUUGGCCACACCUGUGCCACUCACAGCUGUCUUCAUCUGUCAGCAGGAAGCAGGGAGGAAAGAAACCAGAGCAGGAAGGGCAGGAAAAGAGGAAGAAAAGAGAGCAGCAAGGGGAGGAAAAGAGGAAGCGAGAGAGGGAGAGGUAAGGAGCCUGCAUUCAGCAGUGAGGAGCAGAGUGGCCCACGAUCUCCGUGCCAGAGGCUUCCAAUGUCCUCCUCAACUUCCACCAGCACUUUGCCCAGCGGCCUGGCCGUCCUGACCACCUUCCCAGAUGUGCUCUUCAUUCCUGAAAUCAUCUUUGGGGGCCUUGUGUGGAUCCUGGUGGCAUCCUCGAAGGUCCCAAACCCCAUGCUGCAGGGCUGGGUGAUGUUUGUCUCCGUGUUCUGCUUCGUCAUGUCCAUCUCCCUGCUGUGCCUCUACUUCUGCGGGGCUCACGGCGGCGGCGGCAGCUGGGUCACCUUGGACGUCAUCUGCCAGGAGACAGCAGCGCUGUUCUACCUCAGCGCCGCGGUGCUGGAAGCCUACGCGACCUACCGUCUUGGCAAGCUGACCCCGGACCAGCUGUACAGGGAGAACAUUGCUGCCGUGGUGUUCGCAUUCGUGGCCACCCUGCUUUAUGUGAUCCACAAGGUGUUCUCGCUCCUGCGGUGGAAAUCGUCCUGAGAGCCUGAGCAGCCCCAGGAACAACGGCUGCCAUCUCCAGGCUGGCUUUGGGUUUCCUUUUUUAAUGUAUAGCCUAUAAACAAGCAGCUUUUUAUGUGGGGUUUUGGUGAUGAAGACAGGGAGCCUGCCAGAGAAAGGAAUAUCCUCACACACUCUGUUUCCCUUCAGUAUCUUUCAGGCUGGGUCCAGUUUGAUGCUGGGGCCAAAAUAAUAAUAAUAAAAAAGCCAUCCAGCUUUAAAGAACAUAGUAUAGUUGGGUUCAAAGGGCUAAAAUACCCCUGGACUGCAGUUUUAUGUGUCCAGGGUUGUUACUGGUAUCAGGGGAAAUGUGAACAAGCACCGAGGAGCACAAGUGUGGAACUGUGUCAUUUUAAUUGCUGUGUGCCCAUUUAAGUCUGUUUCCCCUCCUAAAACUGCUGCACAAAUUCAUAUUUUCAUGCAGUUCCUGAAAAUGCCCUCUCAGACUUGUGCUGAGCAAUGGGGACAAUAUUUAACUUGGCUCAGGAGCAAGGUGGAUGGCUACAGCUCCUGAAGGGUGCUGCUCAAUUCUGAGCACGCCAGGAAUUACCACUGCCUUUGAUCCCCCUACAAAGCUGGAAGGGGCCCAGCAGGCUGUAGGAGAAUUCUCUGGGUGGUCAGACUCAACUGCUGCUUUUGGUGAAUGGCUGCUCUCUCACACACUGCCACGGUGUCACUAAUAAAGAUGGGUUUGCUGUGAUUUUGAGAA
Messenger RNA from Prinia subflava (tawny-flanked prinia), 3797 nucleotides. It is a transcript of the gene MAL, whose product is annotated as mal, T cell differentiation protein. Bases 2615 to 3070 code for a protein of 151 amino acids. Gene Ontology annotation, biological process: myelination. Gene Ontology annotation, molecular function: structural constituent of myelin sheath. NCBI's taxonomy places the organism in Eukaryota, Metazoa, Chordata, Aves, Passeriformes, Cisticolidae. Gene Ontology annotation, cellular component: membrane. The record is from RefSeq and is a predicted model, not a curated record. The transcript has 4 exons.